GAUUACAUCUUAUUCUCCCAAACCGAAUGCAGUUACGUUGCCUCCGCUUCGCUUUUAAAAUCCUUCUUAUUAGCGGUGGAAUUUUGACAGUUUUGUAUUUUAAAGGGUAUGAUAUUUUACCUUCGAGCUCUCAUAACUUGAGCGGAACCUGGUCAAGUCGUGCGAAAUAUGUUAAACGUUUCGUGCAGUCUAGUUCUGCCUGUCGUCUCCCUAACUUGGAUCCAUAUCACCCUACCAUAAUGAAAUUUAUGAAAGAUCUUGGCAAGCUUGAGUGCAAGGGAGAAAUAUUUUCAAACUUCAAAGGCGACAUUCUCGAAGUGAAAGGAAAAGGGAUAUAUUCCGGAAGAUAUAGAAUGAUUCAAAGACCGCGUGGAGAUGAUUCGAAGGCUGAACUUUCCGAUCCCAUAGAGAUGGUGAACCUGGUCAAGCCGACUGCACAACCAAAUCAAAGGGGAUUCAUUCCGUGGUCCUGGUUCUUUCGGAGUAAGUCGGCUUCUUCAAACCCUGGAAGUUUUUUGGGCAAAGCAAAGGUCAAAUCUGAUUUAAUCCGAGUCGAUGUUGUUACGACGUCCGGUGAGGUAAAGAGUGAUGUGCACAUGCAAGUCAUACCAAAAGAUGAAGUACUAUCAAGAUCAGUACAGAAUGGUGGUAUUCCACUGGAUAUCUCACUGAUCAUGUUUGAUUCCACAUCUGCUGCCAACUUCCAAAGAAAGAUGCCCAAUACUUUGGAAUACUUGACGAAGCACCUCAAUUCAGUUGUUCUUGAGGGUGAGACAAUUGUUGGUGAUGGCACAACAGCUCAGCUUUGUGCAUUGCUUACUGGAAUUGCUGAAAAGGACCAGCCUGAAGCCAGACGAAGUGAAAGUAACUCCAUCACAGUUGAUAACUGGAGGUGGAUUUUUAAAAAUUUCAAACAGCAUGGAUACGCCACUCUAUUUUCCGAGGACUUUCCAAGACUUGCAUCAUUUAAUUACCGUCUUCUUGGGUUUAAAGAUCCACCUACGGACCAUUAUUCCAGACCUUUUUGGUUAGAGGCAGAAAAUGUUAUUAAAGGUCACUGCAUUGGUGGCCGCGCCUCCCAUAAUAUAUCACUGGAGUAUUUGAUGAGCUUCUAUCGUGCCUACAAAGACAGGCCAAAAUUUUCACUGGUGACACACGCGGUGAUCUCACACGAUGAUCAGAACACUAUUGGUUACAGCGAUGAUGACUUAAAAACAAUUUUGCAAACCAUGGAAAAUGAGUCUUUUCUCAAUAAUACCCUCUUAAUUAUAUUCGGAGACCAUGGGGCUAGGUUUUCUAAUGUGAGGAAAUCAAUCCAAGGGAAGCUUGAGGAGAGACUCCCCUUCAUGUCUAUUACAGUACCAAAGUGGUUUAUGGAGAAGUACCGAGUGUUAUACAAGAAUUUGAUCCAUAAUUCCAAAGUAAUGACCACACCCUUUGACGUGUACGCCACCCUGCGUCACAUCCUGUCAUAUCCAAGUUAUCCGAGCGGGAUAACAACUGGUCAAAGCCUGUUUAACAGGAUCGACAAAGAGAACCGCACGUGUGAAAACAGCGGUGUUGAGGAACAUUGGUGUCCAUGCCUGAACUUAGAAGAAGUCUCAAUAGACAAACCUUUGGUAAAGAUGUUAGCAGAAUUUGUGGUUACGUUCAUGAACAAGUUAAUGUCAAAAUACUCCGAAUUAAAACAUCUUUGUCAUAAGUUAGUUUUAAGAGAGAUCAAAAGUGCAUACGGUGACAUGCCAAGUGCAAAAUUACAAUUCUUUGAGAAAAGUCGCCGAGAUGAUGACUGUGACUCUUGUGGGGUCAUAUUCGGUGAAAAAUCUGUCAACACUUUGGCCGACAACACUUUGUAUCAGUUGCAGUUAACAACGUCUCCGAAUGAUGGAUUUUACGAAGCUACGAUCAAAGUGAAGGAAGGCGUUCCUUCGCUAAGAGGUGAUAUUAGUCGAAUCGACGCUUAUGGAAAUCAGCCGGAUUGCAUCGCUGACAAAUUUCCACUGCUACGAAAGUAUUGUUACUGCUCAUAGAAAAAAAUCUCUGUAGCAGAUGUAUUUUGAGACCGCUUCAACACCAUGUAUCCUUGAACGAGAAACAGAGUUCGCGGCACUUGAUGAUUAUAGGUGACAAGUCUAACAGGCCCACGACGCUAUGUACAUAGAGUUACAAGAAAGGAGAGAGGCCUGGACGAGACGAGAAAGAGAAGCUUGAGCAAUUUACGCGACGUACCGAAAUAAACACAGUACAACAUUUAAAGCGUGAUGCACUGUGUUGUGACGCAGAUUAUAACUGUCUAAUUCAAAUGGUAUGUUAUAAAAGAUUUUACUUGCAAAACUAAUAGUUCAUUCUCACAAGGAAAAUCAUUGCAGUUUAUUUGACAUCGCAUGGUUUCACCAUACAAUAGCUUCCACAGUUUGCGCUAAGCACGUGUAUUUCAUUGGACAGAUCGCCCUUACAACACAACGCAGGUAUACGUCUCGUGGUACAAUAUAUAAUAUAUAACUAGAGAACUAACAGAGAACUGGAUCAUUAAAAGAUAUGAACAAGUACGAAGAGUAUAGAUAUGCUAUAUCAGGGCUCGACACUAACUUUUCAACUUACCAGUCAAGUGGCUAAUGACAACUUGGAUGUUACAACAAUUUCAGUUUGUUAACUUGCCAAACUGGCCUGUGGAAAUCGAAAACCACCAGCCAACCACUGGU
Stylophora pistillata is the source of this 2702-nucleotide messenger RNA. RefSeq lists its product as uncharacterized. NCBI's taxonomy places the organism in Eukaryota, Metazoa, Cnidaria, Anthozoa, Scleractinia, Pocilloporidae. The record is from RefSeq and is a predicted model, not a curated record.